Molecule: messenger RNA, 5469 nt
Organism: Microplitis mediator
Lineage: Eukaryota; Metazoa; Arthropoda; Insecta; Hymenoptera; Braconidae
Gene: dlp
Product: glypican-6
Exons: 8
Coding region: 339-2225 (628 amino acids)
Biological process (GO): regulation of signal transduction; regulation of protein localization to membrane; cell migration
Cellular component (GO): extracellular region; plasma membrane; synapse
Source: RefSeq, a predicted model, not a curated record
CCACCUCAGCGUGAGGGUGUAAAAUUUUUUCGCCGGGACUUUAUCUGCAUGUUCCGGUGUUUAGCUUUACAAUUCCAUUAUUAUUGUUAUUAUUUAAAAACGUUUUUUAACCGUUCAGUUAAUUCAAUCCCGUACGAAUGUCGUAAUAAACCGUGUGUGGGUCUUAAUAUCCCUAUUUAAAAUAGCCCGCGUGGCUCUGUGUUUAUUUAAACGGUCAUUGAACCGUCUGUGGUGUUUUUUGUUUAAUAUUAAAUAACAUAUAUAUCUAUAUAAAUACACACAUAUUUAUACGUAAUACUUGAUUAAUAAUAGCUAUAUAAAAUAUAUAAAUAUACACAAUGAGUGGUUUAAAAUAUCUGUGCGUGCUGUUGGCACUUUGUUGGAUUGGAGUUACCGGCGCCCGGCUUAAUUGUGAAGUUGUCAGGCCAAUUUUUGAAUCGCACGGGUUUCCAUCUUCCGAUAUUCCUAAGGAUCCUAUAUCAUCACGAGAAUUAAGAUCAUGCGGUGGAAUAAGCAGCGGUGGAGAAGUUUGCUGUACAGCAGAUAUGGAAUUAAGGUUACAAGCAAAAGCUCGUGACAGACACGAAAAAGCUACGAAAUCAACCCUCCAGCGGCUGCAACAACUUCUCGCCACUAGGGGCGCAAGAUUUCAUACUUUUUUUAAAGAUUUAUUGGCAACUUCCAAGAAGGGAUUUCAUGAAAUGUUCAAAAAAACUUAUGGAAUUUUGUAUGAGCAGAAUGCUUAUGUAUUCACGGACUUGUUCGAUGAAUUGGAAAAUUACUACACCACGGGAACAGUAAAUUUAGACGAAGCCAUGGAUAAUUUUUUCAAUACCUUGUAUCAAAAAAUGUUCACUGUACUAAACAGCCAGUACAAUUUCGACGCAAAGUAUCUUGAAUGCGUGGGCAAUCACAUGAAAGACAUGCGGCCAUUCGGUGACGUGCCUCAGAAAUUGGGUGUGCAGAUAAAGAGGUCAUUCAUUGCGACGAGGGCUUUCAGCCAGGCUCUGACGGUCGCCGCGGAUGUACUGAAGAACAUGCAGACGCUGAAAGUUUCGCCUGAGUGCGCAGCAGCAUUGACCAGGAUGACGGCCUGUCCAUCUUGCAGCGGCAUACCCGGUAAUGUACUUGCCUGCGGUGACAUGUGCGCUAAUGUCAUGAAGGGUUGCCUCACUCAACACGCAGCACUUGAUGGUGAAUGGAAUCACUUUGUCGAGGCGGUAGGAAAAGUGGGCGAGCGAUUGCUCGGGCCAUUUAACAUCGAGAUGCUGGUGCGUCCGAUAAAUCUAAAGAUAUCCGAAGCGAUAAUGAAUUUCCAGGAGAACAGUCACGACGUAUCCCAGCGUGUGUUCAGUGGAUGCGGACGUCCCGUGUUGGGCAGACGAAAACGCCGUCGUCGAAGUCCUUCUGCGGCGGCAGCUGCUCGUGAUGUAGAUUUUGACUCGGGAAACUUUGAUCAGGAGUCUGGGGAAGACGGCCGCUCGGCAACUGCGGUGAUGCUCGAUAAACUUGUUAAAGAGAUACGUCAGCGUGUGAGAGAUUCGAGGCAAUUUUGGAUCUACUUGCCUUACCAGCUAUGCAAUGACGGGCUCGUUGUACCUCCGAGUAAUACAAAGGAGUGCUGGAACGGCACACAUGUUGACAAAUAUUUAUACCCCGUAUCGUCUGACGGCGAGACUCAGACACUGAACCCAGAAGUGCGCGGGGCUGGACCCAGAGCUCCGAUUGUACGAGAUCAAAUAUUUGCUCUCACAACAAUCACCAGUCGACUCAGAUCCGCGUUCAAUGGCCAAGAUGUUGAUUGGAUAGACGCCGAAGAAAUACCCGAAGGAUCUGGCAGCGGUUCCGGAGACGGUGCCGACGAGGACCCGAUAACCGACGACGAGGACGGAUUCAGCGAAGAAUCCUCCGGGUACGAGCCCAAGUCCGCGGAACCCAUACCGCCGAAAGCUGCGGCACCUGUGCCGGCAGCGGUGCCGCCCCAGGUCGACAUAAAGCCCAAGGUGCCGAGCGUCGACGUGAACAACGUCGACCCUCACCCCGACUCCGGCAGUGUCAGCAACACCGACACUAGUCACAACUCGACGACAACCGCGACAGACAGCGGCGGAAGUACCAGCGGAGCCGCGAGUCGCCAGCGAAUGUCACUUACUCGCGCGCUCACGUCUUAUCUCUUCCCCAUCGCCGUCAUGUGGUUCGGCGGCUGUCUCACCGAGUGGCUGUGAUCUUUCAUUACUACCGAUCAAGUGGAAAUUGUAAAUAAUUAAUUAAUCAUUUAAUAUUUAACUAUUGAAAUAAUAAAUCCUUACCUACCUUCCUACCUAAUUAAUUAAUUAAUUAAAAAUUAAUGCUGUUAAUCGAGCAGAUAAAUUUAUUUAUCAUCUUUUAAAAGUGACCAAUGUGCCAUUUUUCAUAUUUUAUUUUUAUCUCGUGUCAGUGCCAGAUUUUAUCCAACCAAUGGCCGUUUUUUUUAUUUAUUUUAUUAAUUAAUUAAUUAAUUAAUUAAUUGAUUGAUUAAUAAAUGAGUGACUUUGAGUUAAAACUUCAGGACUUAAAAAAAAUAUAAUAAAUAUAAAAAGACUCUUAUUGUAUACGAGAGUGAGUUAAACAGGACUGAAAAAUUAAUUUAUUCGAUUAACAAAUUAAUUAAUUUGUUUAUAUAUUAUUUUUAAUUACUCGAUAAUGAGUAUAAAUAAUAAUUAUAAUUAUUGAUAUUUUAAAUUUAUUAAAAUUUCUCUACUCUCUUUUGUAAAGUGUAAAUAAAAAAAAAGUAGCCAAGCAACUUUUGGAGUAAAAAAAUAAAUUUAAUUUUCAAAAAUUUAAUUGAUAAUUUUUUUUGAAUUUUGUUAUUUAGGAUAAAGUUGCUUGCGGUUUAGGUUUAGGUUUAGGUUUCGGUGUCAGGUGAUAAGAUGUAUAAAAAAAUAAAAUUUAUAAAAUAAAUAAUAAAUCAAAGAGUGGAGAUAAAAGAAAUUGAAAAUACAAAAAUAAAAAAUAAUAAUAAUAAUAACGGGAUCCUGUGAUAAAAUCAAAUAAACCCGCGCGUAAAGUCUCGGACUUUGCUCGAGGCGGACAAAAUAAUAAAUAAAUAUAAUGAUAUGUAAGAAGUAACGUAAGAAGUAAUAGACGAUUUUGAAAAUCUAGUGAAAUAUUCAGAUAACUUAUGAAUGGUAAAUUAAUUAAUUGACUUAUUAAUUGAUUGAUUUAUUGAUUAUUAUAAAUGAUAAAUUAUAAAUAAUAAUUAUUUGUAAUUGUAUUAUAUUAUUAUAUACAUAGAUUUAUAUAUGAAAUUAAUAUAACAAAUUUAUUGACGAGAGUUUUAUCCCAAGGAAUAUUAUUAGGGAAUUAUUUUUAAGGUGCAAUCGUGCAUUAUUUAUACGACUAUUUUUUUUUACAUUUUUUACUAUUUUUUAUGCUCAUUGUUUUUGUGUUGCUUGUGAAUUAUGGGCGUGUGCGAAUUAUUUUUAACAUGGGGUUUUUUUAAUGGGCAGAAGUUUUGCUUUGAAGGUUUGAAAUUUUUUUUAUUGUGUUUUUUAAUACGAAAGUUUUUUAAAAAUAAUUUUGAGUAAAAAACAAAAAUUUAAGUUUGACAGAAUAAUUGAAAUUUCUAUUUUUUUUUUUUAAUUUUUCUUUGAAAAUUUUAUUUUAGAUAAACAGGAUUUUUGCUUUGAAAAAUUUGAAAUUUUGUUUAUUCAAUUUUCCGAUGCGAAAUUUUUUUUAAAAUAAUUUUAAGUAAAAAAAAAAUUUAAUUUUGACAGAAUAAUCAAAAUUUCUGGGUAUAAAAAAUUAGUAAUAGAAAAGCGAAUACAAAUUUGAAAUUGAAUUUUUGGAUACAAAAAAAAAUAUGGAAAUCUGUGUAAAUUUAUUUUGUAAAUUGAACUGAAGAAAAAGGUUGAGACCAAUUCUGGGUGUCGUAUAAAAUUCAAUUAAUUUUUUUAAUUAGGUGCAUGAAAAUUUUUAUUGACAGUUAAAAAUAUUUGAAAAAUUCAAACUCAAAAAUUUAAAAAAGAAUUUAUGGAAAUCGGAGUAAAUUUAUUUUAUAAAUGAAACUGAAAAAAAAAGUUGAGACUAAUUUUGGAUGUUGUAUAAAAUUCGAUUAAUUUUUCAAAUUAAUUACAUUAAAAUUUUUAUCGACAGUUGGAAAUAUUUAAAAAAUUCAAACUCAAAAAUUAAAAAAAGAAUUUAUGGAAAUCGGAGUAAAUUUAUUUUUUAAAUUGAACUUAAAACAAAAAAAUUGAAAUUAAUUUUGAGUGUUGUAUAAAAUUUACUAAAUUUUUAAGGUUUGCCGUCAACUGAUCCCAACAAUUUUAUACCACGACAAGUGAUCCCUACAAAUUGAUCCCACCGACAUCUGAUCCCAUCAACAAUUGAUCGUCAAUUGAUUUUUAUCAACAAAUAAUUUACAUAAUUUAACUUUUUAUAUUUACAACAGUGAAUUUUAAUUAUGUCAUAGUAAUUAAUUAAUAAUUAAUUAUUUUAUAAAUUUGUCAGUGGGAUCAAUUAUCGUGUGAUAACUUGUCGGGGAUCAGUUGUCAUGGAACCAAUUUUUAAAAUAAAUUACAUGAAAUUUUUUAUCUACAACUCAAAAUAUUGGAGGAAUUCAACCCAAAAAUAGAAAAAAAAUUUAUGGAAAUCAGUAAAUUUAUUUUGUAAAUUGAACUGAAAAAAUAAUUGAGACCAAUUCUGGGUGUCGUAUAAAAUUCAAUAAAUUUUUAAAAUAAAUUACAUUAAAUUUUUUAUCUACAGUUAAAAAUAUUGAAAAAUUUCAAAAAAAUUUAUAAAUAAAUUUGUAAAAAAAAAUUAAAUGCAAUGCAAUAAAAAAUUUAAAAAAUUCGCACAUGCUCAAUAAUUGAUUUAAAAAAAACCAGAACUGUCCUACGAAUCUAAACAAUUUAAAUUAAAAGGUUACAGGGUUCUUCAAAGAAGAAAAUAAAAGUUGAUAGAAAAAAAAAAAGAAUUAUUGGAUAAUGUAAUAAACAAUCGUACUAAAUUAUAAUUAUUUAAACUAAAUAUUAACAUUAAUAUUAAUAAUAAUAAUAAUGUAUUUAAAUGUGAGUUUUAAUUUACGACAGAGUUGCGAAUGCGACCAGUCAUUUGCAUUUUAAUAAUUUACCAACAAAUAGAUGAACAAAUCAAGUUGAUAAACAACAAUAAUAAUGGUGAUAAUUUUCAUUAUUUCGAUUAUUUAACAAAAAUACUUUGAUAGAAGGGGACAUUUUUUUACUCUGUACAUUACGAUAAAUUUUUCUAUUGUAUUUAAUUCUCCAUUCCAACUGAUUGACUUUAAAAGUAUAAAUAUAUAUAUUAUAUAUACCAGUGCUAUUGAUUUAAAUAAAUAAAAAGUAAUUAUGAUAAUAAUGAUAAUUAAUUAAUAAAUGAAAAUGUGGAUGACAAGUUUAUUUAUACUGUUUAUUAACAUGGAAUAAGUUUAUUAUUGACUUAAUGAAAAAAUUAUUUAAAUAUAAAAAUAUA